Messenger RNA from Onychostoma macrolepis, 1190 nucleotides. It is a transcript of the gene arr3a, whose product is annotated as arrestin 3a, retinal (X-arrestin). The coding region runs from base 1 to 1074 and encodes 357 amino acids. Gene Ontology annotation, molecular function: G protein-coupled receptor binding. The transcript has 15 exons. Gene Ontology annotation, biological process: visual perception; G protein-coupled receptor internalization; signal transduction. NCBI's taxonomy places the organism in Eukaryota, Metazoa, Chordata, Actinopteri, Cypriniformes, Cyprinidae. The record is from RefSeq and is a predicted model, not a curated record.
AUGGUAGACAAAGUUUUCAAAAAGACCAGUGGAAAUGGCCAGCUCACUCUCUACUUGGGGAAGAGAGACUAUGUUGACCACGUUGACUCAGUUGACGCCGUUGAGGGUGUACUGAAAAUCGAUCCUGCAGACCUUGGAGACAGAAAAGUUUGGAUUCAGCUGGCCUGCGCUUUCCGCUAUGGUCGCGAAGACCUGGACGUGAUUGGGCUUUCCUUUAGAAAAGACAUCUGGAUUCAGCACAUACAGCUAUACCCUGAUGCAGGCCACAAACCCACCCUGACAGAGAUGCACGACACGCUCCUGAAGAAAGCUGGAGAGCAGGGUCAUCCCUUCACUUUUAAUAUUCCUACCAACCUUCCCUGCUCUGUUACACUUCAGCCUGCCCCAGAUGACAAAGGAAAGGCUUGUGGUGUUGACUUUGAGGUCAAGGCCUACUUGGCCCAAUCAGCUGAUGACCCCGAUGAGAAGAUCGACAAGAAGGACACCUCUCGUCUUGUCAUUCGUAAAAUCCAGUUUGCUCCUGAUAACACGGGAUCUGGACAGAAAGCUGAGCUCUGCAAGAGCUUUAUGAUGUCUGAUAAGCCUGUUUUUCUGGAAGCCUCUCUGGACAAGGAAAUCUACUACCACGGCGAUCCCAUCCCAGUCACUGUUAAGAUCAAGAAUGAGACCAACAAAGUUGUGAAAAAAAUCAAGGUUACAGUUGACCAAACCACAGACGUCGUUCUCUAUUCAGCUGACAAAUACACCAAGAAUGUGCUGUGUGAAGAGUUUGGGGAAAGUGUAGAAGCAAAUGCAAAUUUUGAAAAAACCCUCCAAAUCACUCCUCUGCUGGCAAGCAACAAGGAGAAACGUGGCCUGGCGCUGGACGGCAGGCUUAAAGAUGAAGACACCAAUUUGGCCUCAACCACUAUAAUAAGGGGAGGUGUGGACAAGGAGAUGCUGGGAAUCCUUGUGUCCUACAAGAUCAAGGUUAACCUCAUGGUAUCAGGAGGAGGUCUGCUGGGAGGCUUGACAGCAAGUGAUGUGACAGUAGAGCUGCCUCUGACCCUGAUGCACCCUAAACCCAAAGAUUGAAUGCCCGUAUCAGAUUCCACAGGACAGAUGUUAUCCUCGAGUACAUUCCCUCAGCACUUUCACAGCAAGACAGAAGAAGCAAAGCUGCAUCGCUCCCUAAUAAGCAAAGAAGGCAU